Gopherus evgoodei (Goodes thornscrub tortoise) is the source of this 777-nucleotide messenger RNA. Its product is annotated as extensin-like. The record is from RefSeq and is a predicted model, not a curated record. Lineage: Eukaryota; Metazoa; Chordata; Testudines; Testudinidae. The transcript has a single exon. The coding region runs from base 1 to 777 and encodes 258 amino acids.
AUGCCGGGUCCCCAGGUCUCAGCCCUGCCGUGCCCACCCCUGGCACUACGGGCUCCACGCCGGGUCCCUGUGUCUCAGCCCUGCCGCGCCCACCCGCGGCACUACGGGCCCCACGCCGGGUCCCCGGGUCCCAGCCCUGCCGUGCCCACCCCCGGCACUACGGUCCCCACGCCGGGUCCCCGGGUCCCAGCCCUGCCGUGCCCACCCCCGGCACUACGGGCCCCACGCUGGGUCCCCGCGUCCCAGCCGUGCCGUGCCCACCCCCGGCACUACGGGCCCCACGCCGGGUCCCCGCGUCCCAGCCGUGCCGUGCCCACCCCUGCCACUACGGGCCCCACGCCGGGUCCCCGCGUCCCAGCCGUGCCGUGCCCACCCCUGCCACUACGGGCCCCACACCAGGUCCCCGCGUCUCAGCCCUGCCGUGCCCACCCCUGGCACUACGGGCCCCACGCCGGGUCCCCGCGUCCCAGCCGUGCCGUGCGCACCCCUGGCACUACGGGCCCCACGCCGGGUCUCCGCGUCCCAGCCGUGCCGUGCCCACCCCUGGCACUACGGGCCCCACGCCGGGUCCCCGCGUCCCAGCUGUGCCGUGCCCACCCCUGGCACUACGGGCCCCACGCCGGGUCCCCGCGUCCCAGCCGUGCCGUGCCCACCCCUGGCACUAUGGGCCCCACGCCGGAUCCCCGCGUCCCAGCUGUGCCGUGCCCACCCCUGGCACUACGGGCCCCACGCCAGGUCCCCGCGUCCCAGCCGUGCCGUGCCCACCCCUGGCAGUAG